Schistocerca nitens (vagrant locust) is the source of this 780-nucleotide messenger RNA. RefSeq lists its product as uncharacterized. The coding region runs from base 1 to 780 and encodes 259 amino acids. The transcript has 2 exons. NCBI's taxonomy places the organism in Eukaryota, Metazoa, Arthropoda, Insecta, Orthoptera, Acrididae. The record is from RefSeq and is a predicted model, not a curated record.
AUGCGUGUCGUGACGUCAUUUGUAACGAGAGGCUGCCGAGGCGCCGUGCCGUGCACAGCAGAGGGUUCCACGCGCGAGGUGCGCGGCAUCUGCUCCCCGAGGGAAGAUGAAUUGCAGACAAUGCGGCGUGAUUUGGAAGACACGAACUGGAGAAAAAUGGCGCCGCUAUUCAUGAGGCCAGAGGAUCAGGAGCGAACACGGCGGCGGCCAGCGCGCUGGGUAGCCCCCACUGAUCACACGCCGCCCUUGUCAGCCCCCACCUCCAUCAUCGACGUGGAGCUCAGCCGCGCCAAACUUCUGGUACUGGACGCGACGGGGCGUCGGGACCCACGAAGAGAGGCAGCGUCUCCUGACGCUGCGUCGACGGCUGCUGAGUGGGCGCCGGACAAGGCGCUGCAGUGUCAGACUCCUCGGGGGUGCCCAAGGAAAGCGGCUGCAGGACAGGCUGCACAGCCACCGCUUGGGAAGGCGGCCCGGCUGAGGGGUCGACGUCCAUCAGCUCCGAAGGCGGUGGCGACUGAAGAGGGACCGCAGGCGCCGGAGCGACCACCUGGGGCGCUCCCGGACGAAGCUGCGCGGGAGGCAUCAACGGGACGGGCUGUCGGCGUGGUAGCGGCGACGGCUGCUGCUGCUGCUGCUGCUGCCCUGGGGGCGGCAGCGAAGUCUGAAGGCGCGGCUGGAACCCACCGCGGACCAAAUCUGUGGACAAAGAACGAGCGGCAGAAUCCGGGCGGCCAGCGCGGCGCAACUGGUUCUGAUGCCUCCUGUGCAACCCAGUAG